This is a messenger RNA of Solanum dulcamara, 1526 nucleotides long. RefSeq names its product polygalacturonase-like. Gene Ontology annotation, biological process: carbohydrate metabolic process. The transcript has 4 exons. Lineage: Eukaryota; Viridiplantae; Streptophyta; Magnoliopsida; Solanales; Solanaceae. The coding region runs from base 16 to 1218 and encodes 400 amino acids. Gene Ontology annotation, molecular function: polygalacturonase activity. The record is from RefSeq and is a predicted model, not a curated record.
CGUCCCCAUUUCAACAUGUUAGAGAACAUGAGUUCCAUUAUUCUUUUCCCACUUAUUCUCAUGAACAUAAUCAUCUUCUCAUUCAACUUAUCAACAGCUGCAGAUUCCAUGUACAAUGUCCAAAACUAUGGAGCCAAAUCCGAUGGCAAAUCGGAUUCGUCCAAGGCGUUCGUUAGUGCAUGGACUGCAGCAUGUGCAUCUACUAGCGCAGCCACCAUUUACGUGCCAAAGGGAAGUUACUUUCUCCGGAAUGCAUACUUUUAUGGUCAAACAUGCAAGAGUAAUGCCAUAACGAUACGCAUUGAAGGCACACUUAUAGCUUCUUCUGACUAUAAUGUUAUUGGAAAAUCUGGCAAUUGGAUUAAAUUUGAAAGAGUCACCGGAGUUUCCAUCGUUGGCGGAACUCUAGAUGGACAAGGUGCUGGUCUUUGGGCAUGCAAAAACUCUGGCAAAGGUUGUCCCAGAGGAGCCACGACAUUAGCUUUUUACAACUCAAAUAACAUUGCAAUAAGUGGAUUAACUUCACAAGACAGCCAGAUGUUCCACAUUUUGUUAGACGGCUGCCACAAUGCGCAGUUACAAGGAGUGAAGGUUUCAGCACCAGAAAACAGCCCCAACACCGAUGGAAUUCAUUUACAGUUAUCUUCUGAUGUUACCAUCCUUAAUUCCCAAAUAGGAACUGGUGAUGAUUGUAUCUCAAUUGGUCCUGGCAACUCCAACUUGUGGAUCGAAAACAUUGCCUGUGGCCCCGGCCAUGGAAUAAGUAUUGGGAGCUUAGGUUGGGAUAUGCAAGAGCCAGGAGUACAAAAUGUGACAGUUAAAACAUCAACAUUUACAGGGACUGAGAAUGGUGUGAGGGUCAAAACUUGGGCAAGGCCUAGCAAUGGCUUCGUUAGGAAUGUACUUUUUCAACAUGUAGUGAUGAACGAUGUUGAAAAUCCCAUCAUUAUAGAUCAAAAUUACUGCCCUGGUAGUGGAAAUUGUCCUGCGCAGGGUUCAGGCAUCAAGAUUAGUGAUAUAACUUAUGAGGACGUACACGGAACAUCGGCUACAGAAAUUGGGGUGAAAUUUGACUGUAGCAAAACAAAUCCUUGUAAUGGGAUAAAACUACUGGACGUGAAACUUAGUUAUAAGGAUCACCCAGCCCAAGCUUCAUGCGUUAAUGCUGGAGGAAUGGCUUCUGGUCUACAACAACCUACUAGCUGCUUACAAGUUUGAACAAAAGAAGAGGAACAUUCCAUGUCUUAUUAUAUUUAACUUUAUAUUUACAUAGGAGAUUUAAAAUUAUAGUAGUACACUAUAGGAGUAUGUUUUAUAAAAACCAUUAGACUUGCUAGAGCCUGUGGUUGAAACAUCUUUAGCCUUCUUGGCAUUGGGCCUGGCCUUGCAAGAUCUCUGUUCUGGUUCCAAAAUAUAUUGGAUGUGAUAUAUUAAACUUAAUUAAUCUCAAACAUCCAUUUUGGAGUUUACCCUCUCUACCCAAUUUAUAUGAUAUAGUUUGAAUUUCGAGAGUCAAUUAUGAGAAA